Dermochelys coriacea (leatherback sea turtle) is the source of this 5478-nucleotide messenger RNA. RefSeq names its product SANT and BTB domain regulator of CSR (gene SANBR). The record is from RefSeq and is a predicted model, not a curated record. The transcript is spliced from 21 exons. Bases 1236 to 3392 code for a protein of 718 amino acids. Lineage: Eukaryota; Metazoa; Chordata; Testudines; Dermochelyidae.
GUCCGUGCUCGCAAGCAGUGCCCCCGUAGCUCCCAUUGACCGGUUUCUGGCCAAUGGGAGCUGUGAGGAAGGUGCUGGGGACAGGGUCAGCAUGCGGAGCCGCCUCCCCCCGCCAGGCGAACAGAGACAUGCCAGCAGCAGCCACUUUCGGGAGUGCCGUGGGCCCAUGGUAGGCAGGCAGCUUGCCUGAGCGCCCCGCUGCGCCGCGGGACUUUUAGCGGCCCGGAUUCGGAGAUCGCGAGGGGGCAGCGGAGGCCAGACAGAAAUGUUAGUCAUGGCAGGCUAGACCAGACAGAAAUUUUAGACAGGCCAGAUCCAGCCCGCAGACCGUAUUUUGCCCACCCAUGCCACAGAGAGUCACUGUUCCCUAAUUCUGUCUCACCACCAGUGCUGCCCUUGAAAUCCCAUGAAACCACAAGCCUAGAGAGUUUAGGCAGAAGAGCCUGCUGGGCUUGGAGGCAGGAAGAAAUAAGCAAUGUUGGUUGGUUCUGCUCAUUCAUUCUGCUGCUUUUGCAAUUUUUCCACCUCUUUAUUUUAAUUUGCUUCCUUCUGUGCCUUACAGUGGAGGAAAGCUGUGAUCCUAAAAUCCCCUCAGUGCCAACUAGCAAAGGAUUCAUUGUUCUGUAACAGUAACUCCUGUCAGGCCUGACGAACUACAUGUAGCAUACCACUUUAAUAGUAUUUAUCCAUAAAUGAUGUCAUGUAAGCUCUUAAAUGAAAGCCAGCAUCACACUGAUCUUUAAUAGUAUUGUAAAAUGUAGGUACAGAUACUAGUGAGAUACUACAAUUUGUAUUCUGUUUUGUAAUUGAAAUAAAUAUAUUUGAAAAUGUAGAAAAACAUCCAAAAAUAUUUAUAAGUUUAAAUUGGUAUUCUAUUAUUGUUUAACAGUGGGAUUAAAACUGCAAUUAAUCAUGACUAUUAUUUUUAAAUCUAGUUAAUUUGUUUUGCAUUAAUCACAUGCAUUAACUGACAGCCCUAAUAUUAACCUGUCUGCCUUGGUUCACAUGUAAAUAAAGCAUUGUAAACCAGUGCAAUGGAACACACCAGGAAUAAAUCCUGGGCUAUCAGUCUGACUUGGGGAUCAGCAGAGAAUAUAAAGAGAUGGCAAAAGGAUACCUCUUUAUAUUGUACCUGAGGAAAUAAUCAGUCAGUGUGAUUACAUUCAUGAAAAUGGGAUCCUAACUUGCCGUAGUUGGAAAUGCUGCAAGACAACUUUGGCUUUUAGUGCCAAAAGAUGAGUCGAGGAUACUCAGAAAACAAUAACUUUCCAUAUGACAACAAUCAAAUGGUUUUGGACAUGAUCCUGUACUCUUUAAUCGGUGUCCCUCAGCCUAUCAACUGGGACAGUGUGGCAAGGCUGGUUCCAGGAUUUACAUCCAAAGAGUGUGCAAAAAGAUUUGAUGAACUGAAAAGCAGUGGAAGUUCACCUGUUGACGACCAGUACAAUCCAUUAAUGGCUACCGGCGGGAGUCCUGUUGAAACCCUAGCAAUGUACAUCAAAUCCUCUCUGCUGGAUACACAGGGGGUGUUUCAAGAGCCUUCCAUUGGGCAGAAUUCAAUUUCCAUAACUGGAAGGUCCAGUGUUGCUUCCACAAGAAAUUGUUCUUCAGAAGCUGAGAAACAUUCUGCACAUAAAGUUGGAGAAAAUGCUGAUGAAAGUCAAGGGCCAAAUAUGGUGAUCCAUGUGUGUGACGAAGCAAAAAAUUUGAAGGAAGAUUUUGUUUGUCCUCGAGAUCUUUUGAUUUCUGAAAUGAAGUACUUUGCUGAAUAUCUGUCUGUGGAUGCCCAGCGCUGGGAAGAGGUGGACAUUUCAGUUCACUGUGACGUUCACAUCUUUGACUGGUUAAUAAGAUAUGUUAAAAGGAACACUAAGGAAUAUGAAGUAUAUGAAAUACCCACUUUAGAACCAGGAAAUGUCAUUUCGAUUCUUAUUUCUUCUGAGUUUCUGAAGAUGGAUUCCUUAGUAAAAAAAUGUAUUAAUUAUUGCCACAAAAACAUGAGUGCUAUCAUAGCCACCCCGUGCAACAUGAACUGUGUCAGUGGUGACCUCCUUAAGCGUAUAGCUGAUCUUUUCACACACAAUGAAGUGGAAGAUGUGAAGGACAAAAAAGAUAAAUUUAAGAGUAAACUUUUCUGCAAGAAGAUUGAGAGACUGUUUGAUCCAGAUUACCAGAAUCCAGAUUCUCGGGGAAAUGCAGCUACAUUGUACAGAUGCUGUUUAUGUAAGAAGCUUUUAACUAAAGAAACAGAAAGAAGAAUCCCUUGUGUUCCAGGAAAAAUCAACAUAGAUCAACAUGGAAAUAUUAUUUAUGUUCAUAUAAGAGAUAAAACUUGGGAAGUGCAUGAGUACUUGAUCAGUCUUUAUGAGGAAUUAAAGUCUUGGCGAGAUGUGUACUGGCGCCUCUGGGGGACUAUCAAUUGGCUGAGUUGUUCAAGAUGUAAUCAAUCUUUCCUAUGUACCGAAUUUUCUCACUGCCAGUAUCAUACACAGCCAGUUCUUUAUCCCGGUGUGGCAAGCGCAUUGGGUACAACUGGCACUGGAAUAUAUCCCUGCUGUAACCAAAAAAUUCUUCGAUUUGAUCCUACUCCACUUCCAAAGGGCUGUAAAGUGCGGGAUCAUGUGAUCGGUUUACCGGCUGGAGGUGAAGGUGGGGAUACUCUGCCAUAUCAAACUACUAAAAUAUUGAAUGAUCUGCUUCAGCAUAGAGAUGAUGUUGUUGUUCCUUUUUCUAAAGAUCAGAAUAGUGAUUCGGGGAUUGGGCUGUGUGAUGAGAGAGGAAUUGAAUGUGAUGUGCUGUUAGAACCAAAUACACUGUGGGGCCCAAAAACUGGAGAAAUCAAUGCUUUUCUUUCUCUGAAAAACUGGACUCUACAGCUGAAACAACAGUCACUGCUAUCAGAAGAGGAGGAGUAUACCACUGGCUCAGAGGUCACUGAGGAUGAAGUGGGGGAUGAAGAGGAAGUCUACAAGAAACCAGGGAGAAAAGAGAAGCCAAAGAAGUUAAUCAAACAUCCAAAGAAACAAGUUUCUUCACCUAGUGUUCAAAAAAAGGAGAAACCAAUGGAGAAGUCAAAUUCUCGAGAUGCAUCUCCAUUCAUUGUGAGUAUGCAGCAGAAUAAGUGGGAUGCUUCUAGAUCACUGAGAUUCAACCAGGAUGCUCAAAGAGAAGAUGAUCAGCGAAGGAUGUGUGAGAUUACAGGUCACCUAAUAAAAAUGAGAUUGGGAGACCUGGACCGGGUCAAGUCAAAGGAAGGCAAAGAACAUGCAGGUGGCAUUUACUCUAGACUUGAAGCUCAGAUAAAGGCCUCAGCGCAGGUCAGUGCUCGACAAAAUAGCACAGAGAAAAACACAAGGUCUAAAUCUCGCUUUGGUCAAGGCCGUCCAACCUAAGGAACCUCAGGAAGAAAUCAUAUCCAGAAUCAUUGCUACUUCCUGGAACUGUACUGUACUCCAAUACAGAGAAUGCAUUCUCCAAAAGCUUUUAAGCUUUUUGACUUAUUUAUUAUUUAUUACUGUAAGCCAUGUAAAUUAUUCUGCUAUGAUGAAUGAAUGCAAAAUCCAGAAAGGUCUAAUACUUAUUUUAAUUGUAAAUACAGUUUCUUAGAUUUGCUUUUUUAGGCUAUUGUGUUAAGCUACAUAGAAAACAUUUUAUAAAUCAGCAAAGUUAAAAUAUUUGAAAAUCCUUGCUUAUUGAAGAGUGGUGCUUAUAAACUACUCUAGACCAUCACUUUUAACUGCUAGACAUUUUAAAACGAAGAAACUACUGAAUUAUGAGUGCAAUCAGUAAUGUUUUAAAUGCAUCAUCUAGUAUUGCGAUUUGAAUUAUACAUCUUAGGCUGAGUCUGGGGGUGAUCUUUAUCUUGCUUACACUGGUUUGACUGAUGCAACUUUAUUGAAGUCCAUGGAAUUACUUCUGAUUGACAAGGCUAUAAGUUAAAUCAGAAUCAGGCCCCUAGGCUUUCCUCCCCAUGCCCACACAACUUCCAUUCGUGCUAAGGUGAGCAUCAAGGGGGAUUAGACCCCUAAAGAUCAUGUGAAAUGAACCUACUGAGGGUAUGAUAACUUUACAUCUUGCAUGAGGUAUUCAUUUUCUCAACUUUAAUGCAUGGAAAACAACAUAUUCAUUCUCAUUUUGCUCAUGACACUUCUCCUGCAUCACACACUUCUUCGUUCCCUUUUGUUGUCUGAGCUUUAGAAGCAUAGUAAAGCAGUUUCUUCCUUUAGUGAUACCAGUGCCACUGUAACUUUGUUAGCAGAGGUGGUGUAAGUUCUGUACCUUUUGAAAUAAAAGGAAAUCACUUUUUGAGACAUCUUGCCUAUGUAGAUCUGGGCCAGGAAGUAUGUUUCUAGACCUGCCUGAAUAAUCCUUUUUGGCAAUAGAAUGUUCUGAUAUGGUUCUACUGGAGCAGUAGGGUCCAUGUUUGUUUUAGUGCACAGUCCAGUAGUACUGGAAUGGAACAACUUGCUUGGGAAAAAAUCAUGUUUAUUCAAAUGAAAUUGCAGAAAGCAGUAUUUUGAAAACCACAUUCUAAUUUUUCUAACCAGGCAAAAAGAGCACUCAGGGAAAACUUAUUCCAGAUCGUAAUCAUUCAAUAAAAUGUGUUUGGAAAUUAGCUCAAGAUCUCGGGGUGGGGGUGGGGAAUCCUUCCUUAAAUUGUAUUCUUUAUUUGCAGGCCGUUAUUUGGCUUGUUUCUAGAAUUUUAAAUAAUAAACUGAAAUUGGAAAUUAAGCAUGGUGGUGAUUGCAAGAGGGUGCAGGUUCAUUAAAAAUAAAUGUUAGCUCAGUUUACAUGUGUUCUUCCAAGUUAACAUCAAUCCAAAAUUCACUGAAACCAAGGGAAGGACUUCUGUUGACUUUGGCUUGGGGUAUGAUUGGUAGGUGCAGCAGUGUUUUAUCUUGCAUUCAUAAGAGACAUGGCUUUAUCAAAACCUAUUGUUUGUUUGCACAAAAAAAAUCAAUUUUGUAUUUUAGAAGUUCAGUGUUUAUACUAAAGAUUAUUUGAAAGUCAUUUUCUUAGAAAAUGGUUUACAAUUCACUGUGUGCAAAAAUGUGUUAUAGUUUUCUAGAUUGUAUAGAAGUCUCUCUAAAGCUGUACAUGUAAACUUUGCUCAGCAAAUUGAUUAAGGGUGUGUGUGUGUGUGUGUGUGUGUGUGUGUGUGUGUGUGUGUGUGUGUGUGUGUGUAAAAGAUAUUUUAAAACUACUGACUCGAAAAAGGGAAAAAAAUCUCUCCAGGACGGGAAAGUCUAAUGCUUUGGUUAUGUCAAAAUGUCAUUUUUACAUGCCAGUAUCCUUCAUAAUAUUCUAUUCAAAAUGUUUUUUCUAAACAUAUGCCUGUAAUAUAUGUAGUGGAAGGGCAAUUCAUAUUUUAUUAAGUAUUAGUAGUAUUUUCUUUGACAAAUUCCAUUAACUUUUAUCCUGUAUUAACUUUGAAGUCAUGUCUCAGUUUAACUGAAAUAAAUGUUACUGAUUUAAAAA